AUGAUAAUUACGUUCGUUCCUUCAGUGGGCGACCUUCUCGAUUUCUAUAAUUGCGUAAAAUCGAGUAAUCGCACCGAGGAGCGAUCUGACGCCGAUCAAUGGUUCCGUGAAGUGGGUAAAGACGAGGAACACCUUCGAGGCUCGAAACAAAGGGUAGAAGGACCAUUUAAACUUCUCCGAUUUCAAUAUAGUCGGAGCGGGAUAGAAAAAGUUUAUUUGAAAGGAGACCGCUCAAAUCUGGCCCUCCCGCUCCACCUUGUCAACGUUCUUCCACAUACCCAGGUUGGGCCGACGUAUAGGCAAACAUCAGUGAACGGCCGUCUCGACCCUUGCGCUAUUGCAAUAAGGCAGAAAGUCGUGCGCAGCGAGGGAAUCGGGACUCCGAGCAUUAUUAAACCUUCCUCCCUCGGAACAAGAAGAAUAGAGAAACCUCCGAUCGGUCGGCAGUUAGGUUACUGCGGGACUUCUAUAAUUAUCGACACCCUUGAGAGCAUUGAAAUUUUCAAUUUAGGGCUAUGGUACGCUAGCAAGAUUAAGAAAGGAAAUAAAACUACUCGUUUACUAAUUAGAGGAACCUGCAUCGGCAUGCAGCCAAGAGCGAUAGCACGCGAGGCGGCUAAUGGCCACUUACGCCUCGGGUAUCUCACCUCCACCGCGCCCUAUUUAUUACGCCGUCGCAAUAGUGCGUUCUCUCACUUUGAAAGUCGCAUUACUAAAGCUGAACCGCUUAGCAUCGUUCCGACUGCAUAUCGGGGCAUAAUAAUAUUUAGGAACGUUCUAUUUCAAUUGUGA
Messenger RNA from Leptosia nina, 792 nucleotides. Lineage: Eukaryota; Metazoa; Arthropoda; Insecta; Lepidoptera; Pieridae. The record is from the annotation of a GenBank genome assembly.